Mya arenaria is the source of this 2404-nucleotide messenger RNA. Its product is annotated as beta-1,3-galactosyltransferase 1-like. Gene Ontology annotation, molecular function: hexosyltransferase activity. The coding region runs from base 268 to 1332 and encodes 354 amino acids. Gene Ontology annotation, cellular component: membrane. The transcript has a single exon. The record is from RefSeq and is a predicted model, not a curated record. NCBI's taxonomy places the organism in Eukaryota, Metazoa, Mollusca, Bivalvia, Myida, Myidae.
UAUCCCUUGUGACAGCCAACUACAAAUAUAUCACGAAAACAACACUAUAAUACAGUGGGACAUUCAUGUCAGAGGUUGUCUGUUAAAACAUAGUUUGACUACCGGAAUCGUAUUAUAAACGCAUUGAAAAUGAAGCGUCAAGUGGCUGUCAAUGAAAGACUAACAAUGUUUGAACUUGAGGGUACAUGAAGUAAACUAUUACUUUGAGCUGCUCUUCGUGCAACCUGAUACUAUUAUCCAAAGCGGGAAGUGUCAAAUGUCAAUGUCAUGAGAAAAUGGAUUCUUAAGUUUUCAUUUACUUCUGUUUUGAAUAUGAAUAUCUAUAACUAUUUAUUACAUAAUAUGCAUUCGAAACAGAAAUUAAUAUCAAUUGUUAAAAUGACAUUAUUGUUUGGAGUUAUAUUUGGAUUGCUUAGACUAAGUUUUAAUUUAGUCGGCUUUAAAAAAAUUGAUCACCAUUCCAAAGCGUCAGUAAAAUAUUUGGAUGUCUUUAAACGCUUGUAUAAUAUACAACAGUUCAGAAACGAAACUAUUGCUACAUUUCCUGGCGCUCUUUGUGAUACAAAUGUGACACUUUUUGUUUUUAUUGUCUCUGCCUCCCAAAACAUCCUAGCUCGCGAAGCAAUUAGAAAUACAUGGGGCACAAAAUGUACAAAUUCGCACAAAGAUGCCAGAUGUGUCUUCGUCGUUGGACGAAGUCGUAACGAAUUACUGAAUCGCUACAUUUUGGAAGAAUCCGAUGUCAAUAGAGAUAUCCUGAUUGUGCCGUUUUAUGAUGUAUAUUCGAAUUUAACCUACAAAACAAUGUUCGCCUUACAAUGGAGCAAAAGGUAUUGUAAUGGAAAAAUAAAGUUUUUCAUGAAAACAGACGACGACAUGUUUGUAAGUGUUAGAAGGCUGACUGCGUACUUAAACAAUGCACCAAAAAAAAGGCUUUUUAUAGGUAAAUGUUGGGGCCUAGCUAAGCCAAUUCGGAAUUGGAGUUCUAAAUGGUACGUUACUUUCAAACAGUACAAUCACACAUAUUAUCCCAAAAUUUGCAGCGGUACUGGAUAUGUUAUGUCUUACGACGUUGCACUUUCUGUCGUUCAAAUAUCAAGCACAGUUCCAUAUUUGUAUUUAGAAGACGUCUUUGUUGCAAUUUGCGCUAAUAGGCAAGGAAUAAUUCCAAAGAACGUGUCAGGAUUUCAUAAUUCAAAAAUAGCACUAAAAUCAUGCAAAGAUGUCCAUAAGGUUUUUACGUCACAUGGACUAUCAGUAUCAGAAAUGUAUAAGGUAUGGAAAAAGAUCGGAACUUGUAGUCCUACUGAAAUAGAUGAAUACAAACAAUAAACUGGAUUUUUAUUCAACGCUCUACGCACAUUUGCUUACAUUUAAGUUCUAACACAUAAAUUAUGAUGCAAUAAGUCUUUCAUGAUUAAAAAAUGUAUAUUAAUAGAACAUACUUCUAGUUCAACACAAUAAAUAGUUGGAGUUAAAAAAGACAACAUACAGAGUGACACAACGAUAAAGUUUUUGGGUGAUAUCGGAACCUAAAAUCACCGAUUUGUCUUAAUCAAUCUUCAUCAGUAUGUUCGGUUAGAUGGAUAUUUAUUAGUAAGAUUACAGGAGUAUGCACUACAACGUUAACCCUAACAAUUGUGAAGAUUUAAUUUAAUUGUUUGUGAAUUAUAGGCGUUAUUCAUUUCCUUGUGUUUAUGAUAAGUUAUUAACAAAAUUAAUUCCUUCUGUUUCUCUUUUGUGUUAACCAAGUAGUUAUCUUCAAUGUCCAAUUUCGAUUGUUUAAAUUUCAUGUUUAUUCUGUAAAAUUUCUAGACCUGAAAUGUUCUUCAAAAUUGUGGUUAUACAAAAAACACAUUGACAACUUGAAUGGUUAUUAAAAAAGGUUCAAUGGGUUAAGGUGCAGUUUGGAUAAAUUCUUAGAAUGAAUGCUCUGAAUUCUAUAGAACGUUCAAAGAAAUGCCAAAAUCACGGAGCUAAUACCGCAUAUUCGUUAUAAUAUCGCUUAUUGUUUUAUUAAAAUGUGAAAACUGUUUCAUUAUUUAAUCCAUUAUUUGAUCUAAGUCCUAUUAAUAGGCAUGCAGUUAAAACUGAGAUACACGGUGAAUUCAUAAAACAAUCCUAUCAGACUCAACCGACUCCACUGACUAUAAAGUGUGAGUGAAAUCUUUGCAAGGAGAAAAAGGUGGUGUAAUGCGCGAUCACCUUCCUAGGCAACAGUGUAAUUUUGUGAAGAUAGAUCAAAAACAAAUGUUAAGAGACAAAGUAACAGGUGGUACAAGAAAUUCUAUUAUAAACUCCAUAUUUGGAAAACUACCAUUGACCUUUGCCUGACAUAAUUUGAAGUAAAACUGUUCAAUAAUUCUAUGUUGGAUUGAUAUGUUAUUGAAAACGAGAUCUUAAA